AAACCCACAAGUUGUUUAAAAAAAAAAAAAAAAAAAAAAACUUGGUUUUGAUCUUACGCAAAAGAAAUUAAAGGCUCUCUUCACUCCAGAUUUGAAUCGUGUUGACCAAUGAACAAAGAUCCGUGCCAGGAAAGUCAAAGCGAUUCGGAGCCUAAUGAACUAGAUCCGUACGAUCCGGGUCAAACAGUUCCGAUAUUUUUCACCCGUUUUUGGAAUUUGGGGUAGGGCGAGAGAGAAGAUGAUGUUGAGGAGCUCCUCCACGCCGAUUCUCGGCUCCCUCCUCUUCUCCGAAUCCCCCACCCACAAUCCCCACCACCACCACCACUCCUCCUCCUCGUUCCACCCCAUCUCCUCCCACCUCUCCGACCCCUCGGAUCGCUCCGCCGCCGCCUCCGGCGGGGUCCGCCGCAGCCGCUCCGACGGGAACCUCCACUCCCUCCUCCGUGACAACUCCGACGACCACCACCACCACCGCCGCGCCCUCAGGUGCUCCUCCUCCCGCCGAUCCAACCCCGUCCUCGAGCCGAUCCCCUCCUUCUCGGUGGAGGAAGCGGAGGACGAGGAGGAAGAGGAAGAGCCGCGGCGAGAGGAGCGGGAGAAGGGCGCGGGGGUUCGGAGGACGGCGUCGUUGGGUGGAGACUUCGCCUUCGCCUUCGCCUUCGCGAUCGAGGAUCGGAGCCUAGGGUUCGACGAGGAUCGUCGGGAGACCGGAUCGUCGUCUCCAUCGGCGGCGGCGGAGAGGGGCGGAGCCCGGGCCGCGAUGCCUCUGUUUCUGGCGCGGGGGCUCGGGAUCGAUCGGAUCGGGUCCGGGUUGUUGAACCCGGGCGGCAACGAUUGCGGCGGCAGCGACGGGUUCAUUGGCGGCUGUGGAGGCGGCGGCGGCGGCGACGGUGGAAGUUGUGGGGUGGUGACCGGCGGCGGCGGCGGCGAGCAAUCGGAUAUGGAGACGCACCACAAGAGGAUGGUGGAUGAGGAUCCGAGCAAUGCCCUGUUUCUGAGCAACUACGCCAAGUUUCUCUACCAGGUGAAGUGUGAUAAUAAAAGGGCGGAGGAGUACUAUUCUCGUGCUAUACUGGCCGACCCAAGCGACGGGGAUAUCUUGUCUCAGUAUGCUAAAUUAGUCUGGGAGAUUCACCGUGAUGAGGAGCGCGCUUGUACCUAUUUCGAACGGGCAGUUCAAGCUUCCCCUCAGAAUUGCCAUGUUCUUGCGGCGUAUGCUGCUUUUCUCUGGGAGACGGACAAUAGCGAUGGAACAGAAGACGGAGGCGGCAACCAAGCACAAGAUUUUGCUGGAUUAUCAUUUCAUCACGGAGCAUUGGCCUCCGCAGCUACUUAACCUCUACAAAGAGCAUUGGUGUUCAGUUGGAGCUAACACCAUUCUAUUAGGAAACUAACAUGCUAUAUCAUCUUUAUGCUCGGAGGAAUUUAUUUAGAACUUAUGUUAGCUUUCGGUAUAACAGUUUCUAGUGAACUAUGGUAUUCUAUCGGAAUAAGUAACACUUUGUUUAGAAAGUGUUAAAUUAUUUUGUUAAGUUCGUAACAACUUUGUUCUCUGGGCUGCGAAGAAAAAAAAAAAAAUGCAAGGGGAAGGAUGGUUUUAUUUGUGAACUUGUAAAUCCUCAAUAAAGAAAUAAAAGGAUCUUGUAGAGGUUUAGAGGAUCGUUGUCGCGGGGGUAAGCUUUGUGUGUGAUGACACAUUUGAUAGAGUUUGCUCUUUGUAAUAUCAUCAACAUGAUAUGUAUAGUUUUGUUUUUGCAUGUAAUGGGGAGUCUUAAUAAUAUUUACGAUCUGUCAUCUGGUAAUCUUCAGUAA
Ananas comosus (pineapple) is the source of this 1812-nucleotide messenger RNA. RefSeq lists its product as uncharacterized. Gene Ontology annotation, molecular function: protein binding. The transcript has 5 exons. Lineage: Eukaryota; Viridiplantae; Streptophyta; Magnoliopsida; Poales; Bromeliaceae. The coding region runs from base 239 to 1336 and encodes 365 amino acids. The record is from RefSeq and is a predicted model, not a curated record.